AGAAAUGGGGAAUUAGGGGCGACUUCUGCAACGACUCUUUCUGGGAACUUUCGAUUCCACGCUUCUAUAUACGCGGACUUCAAAGAUAAGAAAUCCAGGGAAAGCUUUUGGACAUUCAAUUCCCUGAAUCUCGCAUCAAAUCCUGGAAAAACCCUGUUCUGAUUCUUUCUAAUUAUAUACAAAAGUCUCUCUUUUUUCUUCUCUGCAUUUUGUUUUUGUUGAGUUUUCAUUUGACCAUUUGAUUACUCGUUCUGGUGUGGGAUUUGGAAUCCAAGAUUUCAAAUUAUGGGAACACCGCAAUUCCCUGACCUUGGUAAACAUUGCACAAGAGAAGAUUGCAAGCAGAUCGAUUUCCUCCCUUUCACUUGCGACCGCUGCCUUCAGGUAUUUUGUUUGGAGCACCGAAGCUAUGCUAAACACGGUUGCCCAAAAGCUGAUAGACAGGAUGUUACUGUUGUGAUCUGUCCACUAUGUGCCAAAGGGGUUCGUCUUAAUCCUGAUGAGGACCCAAACAUAUCGUGGGAAACUCAUGUAAAUACUGAAUGUGAUCCAUCAAAUUAUGAGAAAGUCACUAAGAAGAGAAAAUGCCCUGUUCGUGGUUGUAGGGAGGUGCUUACAUUCUCAAACACCAUCAAAUGCAGGGAUUGCACCAUAGACCAUUGCUUGAAGCACCGAUUUGGACCUGACCACGAUUGUCCUGGACCAAAGAAACUUGAGGCAGGUUUUCAAUUUCUGAGUCUUCUGAAUAGAAGUAGGAAGGAAGAAUCAAAGCCCAACAAAACUCCAGCUGCAUCUUCAACAAAGUGGGCCUCAGCCUUCCGCAAUGCAGCUUCAACCGUUCGAGCCUCAGCUGAAGCAGGUGUUGCAAAAUUGAGUACUGAGAUUAGCCAAGCUUGGCAGACUGCAAAGAGCCCCGCAGGCCCGAGCAGCAGUAAUGGUAGGGAUGCAAUUGGGCUAGAGGAAGAAUGUCCACAAUGUGGUGCAAGGUUUUCUUCGGUUAUGGUUCUGGUGGAGCAUGUGCAGAAGGUGCACGAAAGGAGUGCGAAUCAAUCUCGUGUCUUGAAGUUGCCUGUAGACGUGUGCCCCAAAUGUAGUAAAGGCUUCCGUGAUCCUGUGGCACUUGUUGAGCAUGUUGAGAGGGAUCAUGGAGGUACUUCAAAAGCUUAGAAAGUUUUGGCCAUCAAGCUGCAAAAUUCACUUCCAGAUUACUUGUAUUACAAAUUUUUAAUCAUUGCUUGCUUUCAUCUAUUUGAGGCUGUGGAAGUAAACAGCUUUUUGAGCAUUGAAUCAAUAUGUAGUGCUGGAAACUGAAACUUUCAAUUCAAACUGUUUAUAUGAAAAGUAUAAAUUGAUUACAGUCAAAUGAAAUCUUGUUUCUUUA
Molecule: messenger RNA, 1381 nt
Organism: Manihot esculenta (cassava)
Lineage: Eukaryota; Viridiplantae; Streptophyta; Magnoliopsida; Malpighiales; Euphorbiaceae
Product: zinc finger AN1 and C2H2 domain-containing stress-associated protein 16
Exons: 2
Coding region: 286-1167 (293 amino acids)
Cellular component (GO): cytoplasm
Molecular function (GO): zinc ion binding
Source: RefSeq, a predicted model, not a curated record